Messenger RNA from Spinacia oleracea (spinach), 1675 nucleotides. Its product is annotated as calmodulin-interacting protein 111. The record is from RefSeq and is a predicted model, not a curated record. Bases 1147 to 1464 code for a protein of 105 amino acids. Gene Ontology annotation, molecular function: ATP binding; ATP hydrolysis activity. Gene Ontology annotation, cellular component: cytoplasm; chloroplast. NCBI's taxonomy places the organism in Eukaryota, Viridiplantae, Streptophyta, Magnoliopsida, Caryophyllales, Amaranthaceae. The transcript has 6 exons.
GUCAAACACUAAGGGAAAAAAAAGGUCUAAUCUCUCAAAACCUUCCUCUUCCCAAACAGAGGCAAUAGUUCUUCCUUGGGUUUAAUUUAUCCGAAAAUUGCCGUCUCAAAUCUCGAUCGUGGUCUUUAUCAGGUUUCUUCGAAUUCUCGCGCUUCCAAUUUCAGGUUUCAUCGAUCUCGCGCUUCCAGUUUCGUGGUUUAAUCGUCGUCUAGAUCGUGGUAUUGAUCGAAUUUCAUCGAAUUCGCGCUUCCAAUUUCAGUGUACUAGAACUAAAUUGUUUGGCAGAUCCUGGAACUAAUCCCUGGAAGAGCUAUUGGUGCAUAGAGUCACAAUCAGGUAGCUGCAAUGGGUUCAAUUACAUCGUCAAUGGAUCUGGUUUGAAUCUUUCAGUUGCUGGACAAGAAGCAAGAUUUUCAUUUUAUCUGAAAGAUGCUUAUCAGUAUCCCUGUCCAGUAGUGAUUAGAAUGCUUCAAGUACAAGUUACAUGUGUAGAACAUUUCUCCGGUGAUUUCAUCUUUAUCAGAGCAUCCUAGAGUAACAGAUAAUCAAGAGCAUGCGCACCAACAGGAGUGUUGUUGUUUAGUCCCCUUGGAUGUAGCAAAACGCUCAUGGCCCAUGCCGUAGCUUCUGAGGCAGGACUGAAUUUUAUGGCUGUCAAGGGUCCAGAGUUAUUCAGCAAGUGGGUUGGUGAAUCUGAGAAGGCUAUUAGAUCUAUUUUUUCCAAAGCAAGAGCUAACGCGCCAUUAGUUAUAUUUUUUGAUGAAAUAGACAGUCUUGUUGUCAUCCGUGGAAAGGAAAUUGAUGGUGUUUCAGUUGCAGAUAGGGUCAUGAGUCAACUUUUGGUUGAAUUGGAUGGUCUACAUGGAAGAGUUAAUGUUAUUGUUAUUGCUGCUACAAAUCGUCCUGACAAGAUUGAUCCUGCCCUUCUUAGACCAAGUGAUAUUCUGCGGCUCUCUCUGAUACACAAAUAUAAGUAAUUGUUUGGUUAAAUUUGCUUUUUUUUCUUUAUCCUGCAUGUUACCAACUUCUUAAAUAUUUUCCUGAUGUUGGACCCGGUUAUUGAAUAGGGCGGUUUGAUCGACUCCUAUAUGUUGGACCCCUAGUGAAACAGAUCGUGUUGACGUAUUUCAUGUUCAUUUGCGUAAAAUGCCUUGCGGUUUUGAUGUUGAUGUAAGCGAGCUGACUCAUGUCACUAAAGGUUGUACUAGUGCUGACAUAUCUUUGAUCUGCAGGGAAGCAUCAAUUUCAGCAAUUAAAGAGAACCUGAAUUGUUCAGGAGUAAAGAUGGAGCACUUGAAGACUGCAAUUCUUCGUGUACACCCAUCAGAGAUUCAACCUUAUCAAGAAUUGUCGGACAAGUUUCAGCGGCUUGUAAAUUCCAAGUCUCCAUCAGAGGCAUGUGUACAUCAGCUUAAUAGACCAAAGGAGUUAUCAUCCUGGAUCAAGAUGAUGGAUUGGAUCUGAUUACAAAUGAAGAUUAAGUUGACAUGAGAAUCAUGCAGACAUAAGGGAAAGCAGAUGAAGAUGAAAAGAUAAAAGACAUUUAGUUUUGGAUUAUACAUUUUAUUUUUGGAUAUGAUCAUUUGAUUUUAUUUUGAACAUAAUAAUGUAAUUUUCAUCAUUCGUGCAAUAACUAUUUCGGGUUCAUAUUAUAUAUUAUUAGUAUUAUUCUUUU